CAUAGCACACUCUCUCACUGUCACAGUGCCAUACCUCUUGCAAAAAAAACUCUCUCUCUCUCUCUCUCUCUCUCUCUCUCUCUCUCUCUCUCUCUCUCUCUCUCUCUCUCUCUCUCUCUCUCUCUCUCUCUCUCUCUCUCUCUCUCUCUCUCUCUCUCUCUCUCUCUCUCUCUCUCUCUCUCUCUCUCUCUCUCUCUCUCUCUCUCCAUUCCAUUUUUGCACGACCCAUCAAACAAAAACCAAACUAUUCUCUUUUCUAUAACCAAAGUUAGUUAGUUUAUUCAAGUGGGUCAUUUCAAAAAAUGGAAGCUUUACAGGAAGCUAGAUAUGGACUUGCUUUACAGCUUGAGUUUAUUUGGAGGCAAAUCAGAGAGCCAUUGAUCGUGCCAAUACUGAGAGUUUCAGUGUUUCUGUGUCUCGGCAUGUCAUUGAUGAUGUUGGUUGAGAGAGUUUACAUGGGAAUUGUGAUUUGUUUGGUGAAGCUGUUUGGUAGAAAACCAGAAAAGCGUUAUAAAUGGGAGUCUUUUAAAGAUGAUGUUGAGUUGGGAAACUCUAUUUAUCCAAUGGUUCUUGUUCAAGUUCCAAUGUAUAAUGAAAGAGAGGUUUAUCAGUUAUCAAUUGGUGCUGCAUGUGGACUCUCUUGGCCUUCUGAUAGAAUCAUCAUACAAAUUCUUGAUGAUUCAACUGACCCAACAAUCAAGGAGUUAGUACAGUUGGAAUGCCGUAGAUGGGGAAGCAAAGGAGUGAACAUAAAGUAUGAAGUUAGAGACAACAGAAAUGGUUACAAAGCUGGUGCUCUCAAAGAAGGAAUGAAACAUAGCUAUGUCAAACAAUGUGAUUAUGUUGCAAUCUUUGAUGCUGAUUUUCAACCACAACCUGAUUUUCUUUGGCGAACUAUUCCUUUCCUUGUUAAUAAUUCUGAUAUUGCUCUUGUUCAAGCUCGCUGGAAAUUUGUGAAUGCUGAUGAAUGUUUGAUGACAAGGAUGCAAGAGAUGUCACUUGAUUAUCAUUUUACUGUGGAACAAGAAGUGGGAUCUUGCACUUAUGCAUUCUUUGGCUUCAAUGGGACUGCGGGUGUAUGGAGAAUUUCGGCUUUGAAUGAAGCUGGCGGGUGGAAAGAUAGGACCACAGUGGAAGAUAUGGACCUAGCUGUACGCGCAAGUCUCAAAGGAUGGAAAUUCUUAUACCUCGCUAAUUUACAGGUUAAAAACGAAUUGCCGAGUACUUUAAAGGCCUAUAGAUACCAGCAGCAUCGAUGGUCCUGUGGACCAGCCAAUCUUUUCAGGAAAAUGGUUAUGGAGAUUGUCACAAACAAGAAAGUGUCUUUGUGGAAGAAGAUAUAUGUUGUUUACAGUUUUUUCUUCGUUCGGAAGAUUGUGGCGCACAUAAACACAUUUGUGUUCUAUUGUAUUGUGUUACCUGCAACUGUUAUGGUGCCCGAAGUUGUUGUCCCUAAAUGGGGAGCUGUUUAUAUCCCUUCCGUCAUCACUCUUCUAAAUGCUGUUGGAACUCCAAGGUCACUCCAUUUACUUGUCUUUUGGAUUCUCUUUGAGAAUACUAUGUCUCUACAUCGAACAAAAGCAACAAUUAUCGGUCUGCUAGAGGCUAGUAGAGUCAAUGAAUGGAUUGUUACUGAAAAACUUGGAGAUGCUCAGAAGGGUAAAGCUGGUGGUAAAGGACUCAAAAAAUUCCGAUUUAGGAUUGGAGACAGGAUUCACAUGUUAGAACUUCUUGUUGGAUUCUACCUCAUAUUCUGCGGCUGCUAUGAUCUCAUGUAUGGGAAAAAUCACUUCUUCAUAUUCCUAUACAUCCAAGCAAUUGCUUUCUUCAUUAUGGCAUUUGGAUAUGUUGGCACUUUUGUUCCCAACUCAUAGAAGAACUCGGCAUUUGCAAUACUUCGUUCUCCGAUUUAGACUUCAGUUUAUAUCUACAUGAUGUAUAGUGUAAUAUAAUAUUCAUUAUGCACAGCUUGUUACAUUAGAAAAGUUAAAGUUUGUUGAUGUAAAAAAAUACAUGAAGGGUUAUUCUUUAAGGUUCUGCAGUGAUACAUAAAGGAGUAUAGAGAGAUGAACUCAAGAGACCAACAAGUAUAAGUCUGCAUUUGAUUGGAAGAUUAUCUUUAAGCUUUCUUAGUUUCGUUGAUUUUUUUUAGUUUUCAUUCUUUUGCUUCUUUACAUUGUAUUUGUUUGAAGAAAUAAACAACUUCAAU
Messenger RNA from Lathyrus oleraceus (garden pea), 2209 nucleotides. Its product is annotated as glucomannan 4-beta-mannosyltransferase 9. The record is from RefSeq and is a predicted model, not a curated record. The transcript is spliced from 9 exons. NCBI's taxonomy places the organism in Eukaryota, Viridiplantae, Streptophyta, Magnoliopsida, Fabales, Fabaceae. Gene Ontology annotation, molecular function: mannan synthase activity. Gene Ontology annotation, cellular component: Golgi apparatus. Bases 303 to 1874 code for a protein of 523 amino acids.